Marchantia polymorpha subsp. ruderalis is the source of this 2327-nucleotide messenger RNA. Lineage: Eukaryota; Viridiplantae; Streptophyta; Marchantiopsida; Marchantiales; Marchantiaceae. The record is from the annotation of a GenBank genome assembly.
GGAUUCUGUGGCUCGAGGACGAGGACGAGGCGACGACGAGGAGGCGAUGGUGCAACUGUUGAGACGAUCUCUGCGACAAGACUGAACUGAAUUGCGGUCGAUGAGAGCGAGCGAGCGAGCGAUCGAGCACGCCUCGAGCACUCAGGGAUGUUAAAUGGCAAGGAGCGUAGCUGCAGCCGUUUUCAGGCGCGUUGCCGCUAGCUCUCAGCAGUCGUCUUCGUCGUCGUUGUCCUCCUCCACUCCGCUCUCCCAAUGGACUAAAAGCGCUUGCGAUGUUGCGGGAGAAGAAGCUGGGAAUUUGUCUCCGCUGCUGAGACGAUGGAUUACGAAGAGUGCUUUUCGGAAGGAGGCAGCAGGAUCGACCCAAACUCUGCCCAAAAGAUUCAACCCGAAGAAGUCCGGGGGUUUGAAGCCACAGAAAUAUGGAAAAGAGCUGAAAGCAGCACCGAUCGCGAUCCCGACCCCAGUUCGGCCCCCCAAGGUGCGCAGAGGAGUGAUGAAAGUGCGUCCUCCCGUCGUCACCGUCAUGGGGCACGUGGAUCACGGGAAAACGUCGCUCCUCGAUGCCCUGCGAGAAACGUCGUUAGCUGCGAAGGAGGCAGGCGGGAUCACGCAACAUUUGGGAGCCUUCGAGGUGAGCAUGAAAUCUGGGGCGUCUCUGACAUUUCUGGACACGCCCGGCCACGCGGCUUUCAGUGAGAUGAGGGCGAGAGGGGCCGCAGUCACGGACAUCGUGGUGCUGGUCGUCGCGGCAGACGACGGUGUCAUGCCGCAGACCCGCGAAGCCAUGAAGCAUGCUCUGGCUGCGAAAGUGCCAAUCGUCGUCGCCAUCAACAAAUGUGACAAACCGGAAGCGAAUCCUGAGAAAGUGAGGCAGCAGCUUGCUGCCGAGGGGCUCGAGCUGGAAGACAUCGGUGGAAACGUGCAGGUGGUGGAAAUCUCGGCAACCAAGAAAAUGGGCCUGGACCAGCUCGAGGAGGCAUUGCUGCUGCAGGCCGAGUUUAUGGACCUGCAGGCCAGUGCUGAGGAGGAUGUCCACGCCGUUGUCGUGGAGGCUCGCAUCGAUCGUGGUCAAGGGCCUCUGGCCACUGCCAUCGUCAGGGAGGGGACGCUGACGCCGGGGCAGUACAUCGUCGUCGGGGCGCAGUGGGGAAGGAUAAGGGCGUUGAGGAACAUGUUGGGCCUCCAGAUCCCAUCCGCUGGCCCUUCGAUUCCUGUAGAAAUCGAUGGGCUGAAAGGAGUUCCGGAAGCAGGGGACGAAGUGGUCGUGGUAGCCAACGAAGAGCAAGCGAGGAAGCUGAGCGAGGAAAGGUUUCUGGUCAUGGAAGCAGGACGUUUGGAGAGGCUGAGCAGGCACAACUCAGAUUCCGAUUCCGACUCCCUGGAGACUGAAGAGGAGAAAUCAGAGAAGAAAGAAAUGGUUGUUUUGGUAAAAGCUGACGUCCAAGGCACAGCUCAAGCCGUCAGUCAAGCUCUGGAAGGGCUGAGCAGUGCACAGGUGGCCGUGAACAUAGUCCAUGCCGGAGUUGGGCCGGUGUCGCAGUCUGAUGUUGCACUGGCGGAAGCAUGUGGAGCAUGUGUUGUCGGCUUCAAUGUUCGGGCAAUGGCAGGGGCUGUGGAUGCGGCGGCGAAGCGUGCGAAGAUCAAAGUGUGUCAACACCGAAUCAUCUACCACCUGCUAGAGGACAUCGGCAAGAUGAUAGUAGGCAUGGCUCCCGGAACUAAGGAGACGAGAGUAGCCGGGCAAGCUGAAAUUCUGAGCGUUUUCGAGAUCAAGGGAAGGGGACGAGAGUGCCGAGGUGCUACCAAAAUUGCAGGCUGCAAGGUGGUCGAGGGUAAAUUGACUCGGGAUUCAAGGAUCCGCGUCAUGCGGAGUGGUGAGGUUUUGUUUGAAGGACCGUGCGCAUCGCUAAGGCGAGAGAAGGAUGACGUCGAGACAGCGAUCAAGGGCACUGAAUGUGGGAUUGUUUUGAAAGACUGGAUAGACUUCCAAGUAGGAGAUGUCAUCCAGUGCAUCGAGGAUGUCCGAAGGAUGCCCAAGUUCGUGUCUUCUCAGAGCGGUGCCGUGCGCAUUGAAUGCUAGGAUUCGGAAGCUCAACCAAUUUUUAUCUCCAUCCAUCAAGCCUUACAUCAUAUAGGGCUCUUAGUAUCUUUUUGCCGAGUGUAAAGAGUAAUUGUUAAACGGGGUAAAAAAGCCCUUUAGUAGGUAGAUAAUCUGUUCCCACUCCUCACGCAGUCAUUUGUGACAUCUAUGAAAAAGAGGAAUAAAGAUGCAGCCAUACUCUGCUGUCUCUCACUGCCGAGAGAGAUAUCUAUGAGGACCUUGC